AUGUUGUCCGAAGAUCAGAUACGUCAAGUAAUCGAAUCCGAGCAAAGAUAUAAAGCGCGCGAAGAAGCAGCAAAAGAGCUACGCAUAGCCCGCAAUGCAGGGGAUUUAGAUCGUAUCAGAGAGCUGUUCCAAACAACGCCGCUGGACUCCACCAACGCUACGGAAGAGUUACUUGGGAGCGUUCUUACAGAUUCAACAGAUGUUGCACGAUGUCUACUCGAGCAAGGGGCCGAUGCGAGCUGCAUAUUCAUCUCUUGUCUCAGCCAGUGUCGCUCGCUCGACAUGUUCAAGCUUCUGGCGGAAAAUGGGCUUGAUGUCAAAGCUGAGGGACACAGAAUUCUAGAACACAUGGUUGAUUGCAGAGAGAUCCUCGACUGGCUCCUUGACCAAGAAGUUGACAUCAACCAGCCUAUGGAUCGCCUCACGGGCGGAUUUAACCUUGCUAAAAGUGAAUACAAUCGCACGCCGGGAGUGCUCAAUAACGCUGCAGCCACCGGCGAUAUCGACCUUUUCGACCACUUAGUUUCCCGUGGUGCCGACCCCUCCCGGAGCGUUGCACUGCAUCACGCCCCUCGAUGCCCUGAUACUGAUAAGACGGUAGCCAUGAUCUCCCAUCUCAUUGAGAAGUAUGGUUUCGACGUCAACGCUAACGAAAAAUACGGGGGGAACCCUUACUAUUUCCACGACGGCCCUGAGUGUGGGUCACCGCUACACUGUGCAGUUGUCUUCAAGAAUAUCGCAGCCGUCACACAUCUUCUAAAGAAAGGCGCAGACCCCCUGGGUGACAGUUCAUAUUGCCCUCUUCUGGCGGCUGUUGGUCGCCUCGACAUCAAUAAAUUUACAGAGGCUAUUAGGCCUCUUCUCGACGCCGGUGCAGAUCCCACGUCUGGUUUAACUCGCGCCAUUCGGGAGCAAAACAUCGAGGCCGCUAUGAUCUUCCUUGAAUAUGGUGGCGACCCUGGCCCUGGUGAGGAUGAAAACGUGAGAUGGCAAGCAGAAGGUGGGGGUGAUAAUGAUUCUAGGAUUACCUACGAGAUGGGAAACGUAUUAAAUUACUGGAACUCUGACUCUAUGAUAUCUAGCGGCGUAGUUGAAAUGCGGAUUAGCGCGCCGGCCGGUGAUUCUUGCACUACUGCUAAUACUGUUCCAGUUGUCCUAUGUGUUCCUGGUGUUCCACGUCGUCCUGGGUUUCCAGGGCUUCCAGGGCAUUCUGGGCUGGCAUGUGCUGCAGGUAUUGCAGGUAUUGCAGGUAUUGCAGGUAUUGCAGGUAUUGCAGGUAUUGCAGGUAUUGCAGGUAUUGCAGGUAUUGCAGGUGUUCCUGGCCGUCCAGGCCGUCCUAGGCUUCCAGGGUUUCCAGGGCAUCCUGGGCUUACGGGUGUUACAGGUGUUGCUGCUUUUGCUGCUGUUGCUACUGUUGCUGCCGAAGAUACUAGUUAUAGCAUAGUCACUGUGGUGGUGACUCUGGUGCUAGUAAUGGCAGUUGCGGAAAUGUAUAGAGAUAGGAAGUAUUUAUAG
Venustampulla echinocandica is the source of this 1515-nucleotide messenger RNA. RefSeq lists its product as uncharacterized. The coding region runs from base 1 to 1515 and encodes 504 amino acids. Gene Ontology annotation, molecular function: protein binding. The transcript is spliced from 5 exons. NCBI's taxonomy places the organism in Eukaryota, Fungi, Ascomycota, Leotiomycetes, Helotiales, Pleuroascaceae. The record is from RefSeq and is a predicted model, not a curated record.